GCCUCAGUGGGGCGGGGCUCUGCGGCGGAGUCGAAAAGUGGCGGUUUGCUAGGGGCGGUUUCCUUAGUCUCCAAGGGAGUGGGACCCCGGUCUUCAGAAGCAGGUUUUUAUCUGGCCCUGGACUCCCCGCCGUUCAGCAUUUCCUGCAGUAACCGGUUACCGAUUAUUUCAACCCAGGAGUCACAGAUGCCAGGAAGGAUGGCUCCCCUCAAGAAGCCUCGAAAUACCCCAAGGCUGCCCCUGGCAUUAAACCCUCUGAAGAGCAAGGACGUGUUGGCAGUGCUGGCUGAGAGGAACCAAGCUGUAGUACCAAUUGGGGCAUGGGUGGAACCUGCCUCACCAGAUAGCUCGGAAAUCCCAGCUUAUACUUCAGCAUGUGUGAUUGAAGAAGAACUAAAGGAACAGCUAAGAAAGAAACAAGAAGCUUUGAAGCAUUUUCAGAAUCAAGUCAAACGCCGAGUAAAUCAACAUGUUAGGCUGAAAAAAAAACAACAGCUUCAGAGGUCUUUUGAAGCAGCAGAAAAAGAAGGCUCUAUAGCCAUGCAGUCUUCAGAUCCUGCACACUUAACUCGUAAAAGGAGAACAAGUGUUUUUCCAAACAAUUUGAAUGCUGCUAUUGGAAGCUCUUGGUUACCCCCUUCUCCAGAAGAUGAAGAGAAUCAGAAUGAAUUAUUCCAACAGCAAGCCCAGGCUCUCAGUCAAACCAUGAAACAGGUGUGUCACCGGCUGGCAUCCCUUAAAACUAUGGGGAAAAAAAAGGCAUCAGUGUUUCCAGAUGAUGAAAGGAAAAGUGUUCCCACCCAAGAGAAAGGACUAUCUAGGAAGCCCGCAUCCAUCAGGAUAAAUAUAGAAAAAAGAGAUGAAUUCCCUUCGAAGGCCCAUCAAAGUCUUUCAGCUUCUGUGCAUUAUCAGAACUUUAUGCAAAAUGAGAAACUUGACUCUGGAGAAUCUUCAUCUAUUGUGACAGUUGAGAAAUGGAGAGGGAAUCACCUUUCUGAAAUCAAGGACAAGCCUUUCAAUAGAGUUCAGAAAGUACAAUUCAAAAAUCCAUUAUUUGAUGUGGCGGAAGAGGAAGAGCUAAAUGAGUUACAUCUCCAGGAUAUUUUGCCAGAAGCCCAGGAUUAUCUUCCAGAAGCUCAAAGUGAUCUGUCAGAAACCCAGGGUGAUUUGCCAGGGAUCCAGAAUGUUAAGCCAGAUGUUCAGGCUAUUGCUUUGGAAUUUCAGGCUGGUGAGCUGGAAACCCAGGCUGGUGAGCUGGAAACCCAGGCUGGUGAGCUGGAAACACAGCCUUGUGAGCCUGAAGCCCAGGCUGGUGAGACUGAAGCCCAGGCUGGUGAGCCCAAAGGCCAGGCUGGUGAGACUGAAGCCCAGGCUGGUGAGCCCGAAGCCCAGGCUAGCGAAACUGAAGCCCAGGCUGGUGAGACAAAAACUCAGGGUGUUAUGUUCAAAGCCCAGAGUAUUGAGCGAGAAAAUGAGAGUAUUGUGCUGGAAGCCCAUGAUUUUCUACCCCAAAACCAGGAUUUUCUACCCAAAGACCAGAAUUUUCUAUCCAAAGACCAAGAUGCUCUACUCAGAGACCAAGAUGUUUUACCCAAAAACCAGAGUAUUCUCCCCAAAGACCAGGAUAUUCUGCCCAAAUGUCAGGACCAGGACUUUCCACCCAAAGACCAGGAAACAUACUUCAGGCAGCCAUCACCUGCUUUGACAGCUGAAAGAUGGAAAAAGGAACGGCCCACAAGUGCCCAACAGUGUCUUUUAUCCAUGUUCCCUAGCCAGCCCUCCACCAGAAAUCAGUUAGACCAAGAAGAAGAAAGGGAUGAACAAGGAAAAGCAAAUUUAAAGCAGCCAGCAUUCAUUUUACUAGAUAGGAGAGAGAGAGAGGUAUUUCCUCUGGAUGUCCACCAGGAUCUUCUACACAAGUGUCAAGAUCAGGCCACCAUCAGGUACAAGAAAGUACGCUUCAGGGAGCCAUAUUCUGAUACGACAGAGGAGAGAGAGAGAGAAGACUUUGCUCUGGCAGGCUCUCGGUGUCUGCCUCCUAAACUCCAGGACCAGACCUUCAUCAGAGAUCAGGUAGAGCAGAACAAAAAGAACGUGUUUCUCAAGCAGCCCUCAUCUUUUCUGAGAGAGGAGAGGGUGGCCCAGGAAUUGACUCAGGAGAACCAUCAGUGUGUUGAACCUAAAAUCCAGGACCAGGCCUUCUCUAGAGAGCAGAAUGUGUUUCCCAAGCAGCCCUCAUCUUUUCUGAGAGAGGAGAAAGUGAGACAGGAAUUGCCUCAGGAAAAUCAUCAGUGUGUUGUACCUAAAAUCCAGGACAAGACCUCCUCUAGAGAGCAGGACGUGUUUCCCAAGCAGCCCUCAUCUUUUCUGGGAGAGGAGAGAGUGGGACAAGAAUUGCCUCAAGAGAAUCAAUAUGUUACACCUAAAAUCCAGGACCAAGCUUCCCUUAAAGAACAGCACAGGAACUAUGGGCAGGACUCCUGUGAUAUGACAGAGAAGAGACUGAGAAAGGGGUUGUUUCUGGAGCACCAUGAGGAUGUUUUACGUGAGAUUCAGGAUCCAGGCUCUUCUAGAAAGCAGAACUUAUACUUAAGGCAGCAGUCAUCUUUUGGUACAGCUGAAAGAGAGCAAGAAGAUUUGCUUCUCGAUGGCCAUCAUCAUCUUCCACCGAGGCACCACAAAGAGGCUUCUAGCAGAAGACAGGUUUAUGACACAGAUCAAUCAGGACUGAACACUGAUUUCCAAGCUCUGCUGGCACUUCAGUCUGGACUAGAUCAAGAAGAAAACAAGAAAGUGCGUCAAAAGCAAUACCUGAGAUACAAACGACUUUUCAUGGAUAUUGAGCGAGAACAAGUAAAGGAACAACAAAGGCAAAAAGAACGUAAGAAGAAAAUUGAAAAAAUUAAGAAAAAGAAAGAGCAGGAAAGUUAUGCUGAAGAGCAGAGGAUCCCAAGAGUGACCCGUCCUGAAGAACCAUAUUCAGGGGAAAAUAUGAGUGAGAUAUUAGCCCAACUACAACUUGAAGAAACAAAAGGAGAAAAAGAAAAACAGAAACAGAGAGAAAAAGAAAUUCUAAGAUACGUAGAAGUUUUAAGAGCCCAGAUCCAGGAGAAAAUGCAGAGGCAUAAUAUUACUUUACCUCCACUAUGCUGUUGUGGUCCGGAUUUUUGGGAUGCUCAUCCUGAUACCUGUGCCAACAAUUGUAUUUUCUACAAAAACCACAGAGCGUAUACUCAGGCACUGCAAUCAGUGAUUGGUUCCUGUGAUACUCCUGAGGGAAACUCAACUCUUCGAAUCGCCAUCUGUAAUUUUGCUUCUUCACACAGACGGACUUUGAAAAAUCUGUAAUAAGAAUCUGAAAUCAAUUAGUAGUAUUUCAAUCUGCACUUAAAAUCAACCCUGAGCAAUUAUUUAGGAAAAGCUGUUAAAGUGUCUAAGGUGUAUAAUUCUGGAAAGAAAGGGUGUUCCUUAUAACAGCUGUCUCUGUAAUUAGUCCUAGCCAUUGUUUCCAGUCUCUGCCUUGAGACCAAGAUUGAAUGUUGACUUCCAAACUGAUCUCUUCUUUGUUGUAAACCAUAUGGAGCCUAUUGGUUUAAAAAAUGAGAAAUCAGACCAGAAGGGUUUCUCUACUUUGCUCUGAUCCAGAGGCGACUAGGAGAAAUCUUUGAGGUGAUUUCAUUUAUUAUCCUUAUAAAGCCAUAACUUUGAUCUUGAUAAAAUUUAAGGUGUCUAGACGAAGCAGAAAAGAAGGUGGCGAAACCAUUUUUUGAGCAUCAGUGGCUAUCUGUUGCUGUUAGCUUUUCUGAUUGUGUAUAACAAUUGGAGAUGAGAAAAAUCUGAAUUUUUAUACAUUUUCUCCUCAAAAUUUUCUAUUUUUUAUUCAUUGUUUCUUUCCCCAUUCAGUGACAUUGCACACAGCUUUUUAAAUUUUAUAAUUUUUAUUACAAAAAAAAAAAAAAAGAUGAAUAACCCUCUGUCUUUUGAGCAUCUUCUAUGUGAAAUAACUGUGACAGUUCAAAAAGUGAAUCUGAAGGCAAAGUGAGGAAAGUCCUGCCUUAUUACUCCAUCUUUUUAAAAAUAAUCUGGCGAAUGACAUACAUACAGAGCAUAUGAAAUAAAAAUUGCUAUCUUUAGUACAAAUUUGAUAUUUUUUCACAGUAUUUCCUGACAUAAAAUAUAAGAUGUGUACUACGAUAAAUUAAAGACAGAUACUAACAAUUGCUUUUGUCUGCUUUCCUAAUGUUUAAUGGUGACGGAACACUUGGGUUACAUCUCCAAAAAUGUCAUUGAAAAUAAGAAUCAAAAUUACCUGUGUGACAAGAUUGGCUAUUUAUCAGAUUAAUUAUCCAAUUGAAUCAAAAUCCUUGAAGUAAUUAUAUCCCUGAUUCAGCCUUUUUUUCGUUUGUUUUUUAAACAAUGUUAUUGAGAUAUAAUUAACAUACAUUCAAUUUACUCAUUUAAAGUGUACAAUUCAAUGGUUUUUAGUGUAUUUACAAAGUUGUGCAUCUAUCACCACAGUGUAUUUUAGAAUAUUUUCAUCACUCCACAGAGAAACUCCUAUACCCAUUACGAGUUUCUCCCCAUUUCCCACAACUCACAUCCUAUGCCCUAGGUAACCACUAAUCUAGUUUCUGUCUCUAUACAGUUACCUGUUCUGAACUUUUCAUGUAAAUGGAAUCAUACAAUAUGUGGUCUUUGUGACUGGCUUCUUUCAUUUAGUAUGUUUUCAAGCUUCAUCCAUGUUAUAGCAUGUAUCAGUACUAUGUUCCUUUUUAUUGCCAAGUAACAUUUCAUUGUAUAGAGAUACCACCUUUUAUUUAUCCAUUUAUCAACUGAUGGAUAUUUGGGUUUUUUCCAUUUCUUGGCUAUUAUGCAUAAUGCUGCUAUGAACAUUUGUGUACAAGCCUUUCUGUGGAUAUAUGUUUUAUUUUUCUUGGGUAUGUACCAAUGAGUGGAAUUGCUGGGUCAUACAGGUCUUCUUUGAAGAACUGUCUAUUCAGGCCCUUUACCCAUGUUUUAACUGAGUUAUUUGCCUUUUUAUUAUUGAGUUAUAAGAGUUAAUAUAUUCUUUAUACAGAUCUGUAAAAUGGUGGGAGUAAUAGUGUCAGAACCUGUCAACUUCAGGGGAGAUAAUACAAAUCAAGAUCAGCCUGAGGAGGCAAGAUCAAGAUGACGGAAUGGUUACAUGCUUCCUGUGGUCCCUCUUACAACAAAGACCCAAGAAAACAAGUGAAUUGAUUAUAUAUGACAAUCUAGGAACCCUGAACAUCAAAGGCAAAGUUGAGGAAUCAAACUGAGUGGCAGGGGGAGGAAGAGACAGUUCAGAAGCAGUGAGGGGUUGCCAGACCUGACCCGGUGGGAACUAGCACCCUACAGGCUGGAUCAGCUGGCUCGUGUGGUGAGGCAAGCAGUGGCAUUUGGGACGCAUUUUCCACAUUGGGAAAGACCGAGUGGCAGAAAGUCUGCUCAAGCCUCCGGGGUCAGCAAGAAGUGGCAAUCAAUUGGCAAACAGUAAGUACAUGCAUCUAACCUACCAGGCAGAUCAAAAAACACCCCCUUUGGGAAGAAUCUCUCCCAUUUACCUGCCAACUCUCCACUCUGCACUGGGUCCCAGGCUGCCUUCAGCAAUUGCCAUGCCCCCUGGGCUGGAAGUAGGACCCGCGUGUGCCAUGAGCCAUUCUCCUGGCUUUGGAGAGGAAACAAAUUGACAAACAGGAAAAAAUACUCUGCCAGCUACCGUAAACCAGGAACUGAGGGCAGGCACAGCCCCUUUGCCUAGACACAGGGUUAAGAGGUUCAUGGACUUUGAAUGCCUUUCACCACUGCAUAGACCUGUGUGGGCUUAUUUGAAGAGCGUACGCCCUUAUUAGCACAGUACAACAGGGUAUAUACCUGAAGCCUAUUUUCAGCUGUAUCAGCUAUAGGAUGGAGUGGCAGAUUCAAGACAUUUGACACCACUUUGCCCAUUAAGCAGAGUCCUCAUCUACCUAUAUCUGGAGCCUGGGGACCGGUGGCUGCACCCAUGCCACCUAGCCACCUGCAACAGGGGUCCAAGAAUAAGUGGUGCCUCCCAGUUCUUACAGCCAACAGCAUUGGGUGCCCAUAGUUUGGCUGCAAAAUCCUCCCACCUACGCAUUCUAGGGAACAGGGAUGCACUUUCCUCCUAGACGCUUGGGGCGCUGUCAACCCCCUGCCUUGCUCAGUGUGUGACCCUCUCCUGCAGCCAGAUACCUGUGCCUACUCUAACUGUCCCUGCCUGUUUAGGACUGUAGGUGAGAGCCUGUACCACACACUUGGUGACUUACCUGGACACCUAAGCUGAAUCCAUACAAGAAAACUAAGCAGACUCAUGGGCUCACAUACCUAGUAACAGGUCUGACCACCUGGUGACAGGAUGUGAGAGCUUCAAAGAUGCCAAUAAUCAAACUAGCUUGCACAACCAGCCUAUUUGGACAUAUCUAAACCAAAACAAAACAAGAAGAUAGACACAGUAAGCAAACAUAAAUAUAUUAACUUAUUGAUGGCUCAGAGACAACAGUCUAUAUCAAAUCACAUAAAGAGGCAGACUAUGAUGGCUUCAGCAAGUGCCCAAAACAAAUAAUCAAGAAAUCUUCUGGAGGAAGAUAACUUCUUGGAAUUACCAGAGGUAGAAUUCAAAAGAUUAAUACACAGAGCUCUUCAAGAGUUGAGGGAGGAGAUUAGGCAAAAUGCACAACAAGCCAAGGAACACACAGACAAAGCAAUAGAGGAGCUUAAGAAGGUUAUACAAGAGCAUAAUCACAAAUGUAACAGGCUGCAAGAACCCACAGAGAGAUGGCAAACAGAAAUCCAAAAAAUUAAUAAAAUUUCAGAAUUAGACAACUCAAUAAAAAGUAAUAGGAGCAGAAUUUAGGCAAUGGAAAUCAGAAUUAGUGAGACUGAAGAUAAAACACUUGACACCAACUUAUUUGAGGAAAAAUCAGAUAAAAGAAUUGUAAAAAACGAAUAAGCCCUAGGAAUUAUGUGGAACUCUAUCGAGAGGAAUAACCUACCAGUGAUUGGAGUACUAGAACAGGGUGUUGCGGGGGGUAACAGAAAAUACAGAGAGAAUUGUUAAAGAUUUGUUGGCAGAAAACUUCCCUGGUAUCAUGAAAGAUGAGAAGCUAUCUAUCCAAGAAGCUCAUUGAAACGGACACAAGGUAGAUACCAAAAGAAAGUCACCAGGACAUAAUCAAACUUGCUAAAAUGAAAGAUAAAAGAGAGAAUUGCAAGAGUGGCUAGGGAUAAACAGAAAAACAUCUACAAAACAGAGUUGACAAGAUUAGGUUUGGACUAAGCAGAAACCAUGCAGGCAAGAAGGCAAUGGGAUGACAUAUACAAAGCCAUGAAGGAAAAAAAUUGCCAGCCAAGAAUUAUAUAUCCAGCAAAACUGUCUCUCACAUAUGAUGGUGAAAUCAGGGCAUUUCCAGAUAAACAAGUUUAAGAAAUUUGUAAAAAAACAAACCAAAUUACAAGAAAUACUAAAGGGAAUUCUCCAGUUAGAAAAUCAGUAAUAUCAGAUAGCAACCCUAGACUAGAACACAGGACAGAACAACCAGAUAUCAACCCAGAUAGGGAAGUCACAAAUAAAGCUAAAACACUGAGAAUAGGGAAACAGAUGUCAAUAAUUGUAAAAGAUGACAACAUUAAAACAAAAAGGAGGGACUAAGCAACGUAGUGAUAGAUUUUUCAUAUGGAGAGGAAGUUGUGACAAAUAAAAGAUUGGUUUAAACUUAGAAAAACAGAGGUAAAAAUUAAGGUAACCACAAAUGAAACUAACAAUUGUGUACAUCAAAAUAAAAAACAAAGACAGCAAAUAAUAAAAUCAACAAAUGAAAAUAAUGAAAAGAGAAUACAUAAAAACAACUCAGGACAGAAAAUUAAGUGGAACAAAGAAACCGUCAACAACACACAAAAAAUACAUCAAAUGACAGUACUAAACUCAUAUCUAUCAAUAAUUACGCCAAAUGUGAAUGAACUGAAUGCACCAAUAAAGAGACAGAGUGGCAGAAUGGAUUUUAAAAAAUGAUCUGUCUAUAUGCUGCUUACAGGAGACACUUAGACUUAAGGACACAAACAAAGUAAAACUCAAAGGAUGGAAAAAUAUAUAUAUAACAAGCAAACAACAGUCAAAAAAGAGCAGGAGUGGCAAUAUUAAUCUCUGACAAAAUAGACUUAAAAGUUAAAUCCACAAAGGGUAAAAGAUACUAUAUAAUGAUUAAAGGGUCGAUAAACCAGGAGGACAUAAUAAUAAGUAUUUAUGCACCCAAUGACAGAGCUCCAAAAUACAUAAACUCUGACUGCAUUGGAAGGAGAAAUAGCUCCACAAUAAUAGGAGACCUCAACACACCACUUUAGGUGAAGGGCAAAACAUCCAGAGCAAAGCUUAAUAAAGACACAGAAGAUCUAAAUGCCACAAUUAACCACUUGAUCUCAUAGAUACAUACAGAACACUGCACGCAACAGCAGCCAAGUAUACUUUCUUUUCCAACGCACAUGGAACAUUCUUCAGAAUAGGCCACAUAUUAGGCCAUAAGCCAUGCUUUAACAGAAUCCAAAGCAUUGAAAUACUACAAAGCAUCUUUUCUGAACAUAAAGCCUUAAAAGUAGAAAUUGAUAACAGAAAAAGCAAGGAAAAAAAAAAAAUCAAACACAUGGAAACUGAACAACACCUUGCUCAAAAACCACUGGGUUAUAGAAAAAACUAAGGAUGGAAUAAAGAAAUUCACAGAAUCAAAUGAGAAUGGAAAUACAUCAUACCAGAACCUUUGGGACACAGCAAAAGCAGUGCUUGGUGGCCAAUUUAUAUCAAUAAAUGUACUCAUCCAAAAAGAAGAAAGGGCCAAAAUCAAAACAUUAACCCUACAACUUGAAUGAAUAGCAGCAAAAGAAGCCCUCAAGCACCAGAAGAAAACAAUAAAAAUUGGAGAAUCAAAUGAAAUAGAGAAUAGAAAAACAAUUGAAAGGGUUAAGAAGCUCAAAAGCUGGUUUUUUGAAAAGAUCAACAAAAUCAAUAAACCAAUGGCCAAACAAAAGAAAAACAGGAGAGGAAGCAAAUAACCUGAAUAAGAAAUGAGAUGGGUGAUAUUACAACAGACCCAACUGAAAUUAAAAGAAUCAUAUCAGAUUACUACGAAAAACUAUACUCAAACAAAUUUGAAAACCUAGAAGAAAUGGAUGAAUUCCUAGAAACACACUACCUACCUAAACUACCACAAUUAGAGGUAGAACAACUAAAUAAACCUGUAACAAAAGAAGAGAUUGAAAAGGUGUCAUGGAUUGAAUUAUGUCCCCCCAAAAAUGUGUGUAUCAACUUGGUUAGGCCAUGAUUCCCAGUACUCUGUGGUUGUCCUUCAUUUUGUGGCUGUAAUUUUACGUUAAAGAGGAUUAGGGUGGGAUUGUAACAGCCUUACCAGGUCACAUCCCUGAUCCAAUGUAAAGGGAUAAAAGGAAAAGGAAGCAAGCAGAGAGCUGGGAACCUCAUACCACCAGGAAAGCAGCCCCGGGAGCAGAG
Molecule: messenger RNA, 9532 nt
Organism: Loxodonta africana (African savanna elephant)
Lineage: Eukaryota; Metazoa; Chordata; Mammalia; Proboscidea; Elephantidae
Gene: CCDC15
Product: coiled-coil domain containing 15
Exons: 21
Coding region: 187-3348 (1053 amino acids)
Cellular component (GO): centrosome
Source: RefSeq, a predicted model, not a curated record